This is a messenger RNA of Drosophila kikkawai, 2202 nucleotides long. It is a transcript of the gene CBP, whose product is annotated as sarcoplasmic calcium-binding protein. The record is from RefSeq and is a predicted model, not a curated record. NCBI's taxonomy places the organism in Eukaryota, Metazoa, Arthropoda, Insecta, Diptera, Drosophilidae. Gene Ontology annotation, molecular function: calcium ion binding.
AUGGCUUCAAAACGAAUUCGAACGCUGAAGCGAACGGUUGUGUUCAAAAACAAAUACUCCGAAAAACAUUCAAAAGAGAAACUGAGAAGUCGAAAAAGAAGUAACAGUGCAAAACAAAAAGAAAAAUACAAGGAAAAGUUAUUUUUUUGUUUGGUUUCGGUGCAUCUUCGGCAAAAAACCGGUUAUUAAAUGCGCGGUGCAACUAAAACAACAAGAGUAGCCACACGUAAAACACAACAACAAACGACGACAACAACAACAAGCAGAGCAAGGCAACGUUGCACAUUUUCUUGAAAGCAGCUGAAACUGUAAAAAGAGCAGGGUGCAAGAAGAACAGGAGAAGAAAGGGAAAAGGAGGCAAAAAUCGCGAGGAGUAUUUAAAACAAAGCAGAAGAAUCGAGGAUAAACCAUAGCCAUGGCCUUUUCGAUUGUUAGCCGCGGCAUUUUGCGCACUUCGAGAGAAAUCCUGGAACGCAACAUGGCCGCAACUGUCGGCGCUCUUCAGCAGUCCGCCUCCCCGCCCCCUUCCUCAGCCCACAUCUCCAUCAACCACAGCGAUUGUCAUCGCCUGUUCCUUGCAACUGGUGGAACACACACCCACUCACUGCUGUGGCAUCAAAUGCCCACCGCGGUGGUCCAGGCCGUCCGUCAAUAUUCCAAGAAAUCCGCCGGAGCGGCCAAACUGCGUCGAGAGGUGGAGAGUGAUAGCGAUUCGGAUUCGGAUGAUGAGUUCGAGCGUCGUCGCCAGAAGAUGGAUUCCAAGCGCAGUGAACGGGGCGAUUCAGCCUUCUGGCGUCGCAAAAUGCGCACCCUGCACCGCAUCCUGGAUGUCAAUCACGAUGGCGUCGUAUCUUUCGAUGAUUUUAGUUUGCUAGCCAAACGCUUUAACGAUUUGGGCCAUCUUACGCCAGAGGUGGCGGCCGAAUUCAAUGAUGUGAUCAAACAUACGUGGGAGGAGCAGUUUGGGGAGAUAACCCCCUACAAUCUGGUGACUGCUGAGCAGUUUCUCACCGAUUUGCACCAUCGUCUCAACGACAAGAAGAUGGCCAAGCGCAUUGGUCGCUUUCUGCCCUAUUUGUUUAAGGCUGUGGACUUUGAUCACACUGGCCAUUUGGAUCUCGAACAAUACAAGCUCUUCUUCCGCUGUCUGGGACUGACCGAAGACGAUGCUGCCGUUUCAUUCGCUGUGAUAGACAAGAACGGCGAUGGCCAAUUGUCGCUCAAGGAGUUUGUACAUUUGGGCCGUCAGUUCUUCCUCACCGAGGACGACACAAAGAUAUCGAAGAUGUUCUGGGGACCGCUGGUGGCCGAUCAUUGACGUGUUGCAGUCACUGCUGUAGAUCAUCAUCAUCAACAACAACCAACAACAUCAUCACUAUCAUCACAAUAUAAUUUGAAAGAAGACAAAGAAGGAGAAUAUCAAAAAGAAGGAUGCAAAGAAAACACCAUCAAUAAUGAGCCAAUGCUAAAUACACUGAAAACGACAACGAGGCAAUGGCCCAAAGGCAACUCGUUGCCAAAACGCGUGCAGACGGCAUGCGGCAGUUGGCCCAAUCUACAGCAUGUGGCGCCGCAUAAAAAGGGUUUAAUAAUGAGCAGCCCACCCAGCACCACCCAAAACAACAGCAACAUCAUCACCAGCACGACGAUCGUUACCAGGAACAUGAGCAUUUACGAUUAUUUACGGCAACAUUUAAGUCCAGCGUUCAAGCGCCAGCGUUCAACCCAAGACACCAGCUUCACCUUGCCAGCGGCCAAGUUGCGGAGGCACAACUACAGCAACUAUCGUUGGGAGAGGGAAAGGGAAAGGCAGGAGGAACGUGAAAGAAGCGGCGGCAGCAGGACUAACAAUGCAUCCAUGGAUGACUACGAUAUAAGAUUCUUUUUCUACCUUAAUUCGCUAAUACUAUUCACCAUGUCGUGCAGUCGGCAGUAUGAGGGCGAUGACCUCAAGCACUUUAUAUGCGAAAGGAUCAGAAAGUUCGAUCGUCUGCGACGGAAGGCGCGUAAGCGACGCAAGCGUAGGUCCAAGCAGCUGCAGCUGUAAACUACGUAACUCUAUAAUGUCCCCAGCUAAACUAUAUAUAUUAAAUAAACUAUUACCUUAUUUUUUUUUGUAUUUGUGUGUCGCCUAGUUAGGAGUUAUGUUUAACUGAAAUAUUAUACAACCAAUAAACAGCAAGCAUGAUAUAACAAUAAAAA